AUGGACUGGUUCCCUAAGCGACGGGCAUUCUUUACCCUUCUGACAGCCUUUUUAUUACUAUCGCUCGUUGCAUUCUUUACGAAUCUCUAUCCUGCUCAAAUUGGCGACAUUGGUGCCUCGAAAGAAAUCGUGCCUGAUGCGCAUACUGUAGCGAAUGGAAACCAAGAUGCAGCACCACCUUCCUCAUCGACACCGACUGGAGCAGCAGCAGCCACCACUGAAGAGAAUGAUGAUGAGACACCUGAAGCUGAAGAUCUCGUUGAAGUGAACACCAAACCCACUGAUGCCAAGGAUUGGAAGCCCAAGACGUUCCCAGCGAUGAGUGCCCAAGUGAAGAAAGUGAUACAAUCGAAUGUGCUCAAGACGAAGAAGGAUGAUAUCUUGUUGACUGCCGUGGCGAACCAAGGCAUGGCUGAAUAUACAUUGAACUGGAUCGAGUCAUUGAAGCGUACCAAGUUGGAUACCAAGUUCCUUGUCUUUUCGAUUGAUGCUGAGCUGGAGCAGACGCUGAUCGAUCAUGGCUAUGGCGACCACGUUGUCCAGAUCCCGCAAGAGUGGUUCCACAAGCAACUCUCCAGCGAGUUUUCAAAAUGGCUUGAUUCAUCUUAUACACCCAUCACGCACUCAAAGACAUUGGUCGUCGAACGUUUGUUAUAUGAGGGAAUCACCGUCUGGUUCAGUGAUGUCGAUAUCGUCUUUACUUCCGAUCAUAUUUACGAUUACCUCGUCGAGAAACUCAACUCCCGAAGAAGCACCACCGAGCUCUUGAUCACCCAAGAAACAGAACAAAAGAUUACAAACUCGGGUUUCUAUUUGAUGCGACCUACCAACACCAACAAGCGUAUCCUUGCCGACACCAUCAUGAUCCAGGAUAAUGAACCCAAAGUCACUCAGCAACGUGCCAUGAACCGUGUCCUCGAUGAAAUGAACCUUUCUUAUCAAACCAGCUCCGUUGCAUUACUCGAUCUCUCUCUCUUCCCCCAUGGUCGUAUGUUCUUUGAACGCAAUAUUCCCAAAAAGUAUGGAUACGAGCCAUUGAUGGUCCAUGCCAACUAUCGUGUCGGAGAGGAAAAGAAGAAAUCACUCCAGGCUGCAGGUCUUUGGUAUAUUUAG
Lichtheimia ornata is the source of this 1113-nucleotide messenger RNA. RefSeq lists its product as uncharacterized. Lineage: Eukaryota; Fungi; Mucoromycota; Mucoromycetes; Mucorales; Lichtheimiaceae. The transcript has a single exon. Gene Ontology annotation, cellular component: Golgi apparatus. Gene Ontology annotation, molecular function: glycosyltransferase activity. The record is from RefSeq and is a predicted model, not a curated record. Bases 1 to 1113 code for a protein of 370 amino acids.